UCUCUCCUCUCUUUCUCUCUCCCCCUCUCUCUUUCUGCGGCGAGUGUUAGCGUUAAGCCUAAGCAGCAACAGCGGCGGCGGCAGCGGCGGAGAUGGAUCCAGAUGCGGUGGCGAAGGCAUUCGUGGAGCACUACUACUCAACGUUCGACUCGAACCGUGCUAAUCUGGGGACGCUUUACCAGAACGAAUCCAUGUUGACCUUCGAAGGCCAGAAGAUCCAGGGUUCUCAGAACAUCGUUGCUAAGCUCACUUCUCUUCCCUUCCAGCAGUGCCAGCACUCCAUCUCAACCGUCGAUUGCCAGCCCUCUGGCCCCUCCGGCGGCAUGCUCGUCUUCGUCUCCGGCAACCUCCAGCUUGCCGGCGAGCAGCACGCUCUCAAGUUCAGCCAGAUGUUCCAUUUGAUCCCAACAGCGGCGGGCAGCUUCUAUGUCUUGAAUGACAUCUUUCGGUUGAACUAUGCUUGAACACGACUGCUCUUUUUCAACAAAACCGCGGGGGUUUUAUAGUCAAUUGUCUGGAAAUGAAACAAGUUUGCUAGUUACUGUUUUACUUUAGACAUCUCAAAUGGAAAGUGGGAUUUUUUUUUUUAAUUGAAAUUGUUGGUUAUGUUUUAACCUUUUGCAAUGUGCCUGUCCUAUCUCCGGAAUUCAGAGUUUCCUGGUUGUGAUUGGUUGAAUGGAUGUAUGAAGCUUUCCUGCAGAACUUUUUGAAAUGAAUUCAGUAUUCAAGGCUCCAAGGCCUUUUUGUUGG
Messenger RNA from Morus notabilis, 750 nucleotides. Its product is annotated as nuclear transport factor 2B. The transcript has 2 exons. The coding region runs from base 93 to 464 and encodes 123 amino acids. Gene Ontology annotation, cellular component: nuclear pore central transport channel. The record is from RefSeq and is a predicted model, not a curated record. NCBI's taxonomy places the organism in Eukaryota, Viridiplantae, Streptophyta, Magnoliopsida, Rosales, Moraceae. Gene Ontology annotation, biological process: nucleocytoplasmic transport.